Molecule: messenger RNA, 684 nt
Organism: Prunus dulcis (almond)
Lineage: Eukaryota; Viridiplantae; Streptophyta; Magnoliopsida; Rosales; Rosaceae
Exons: 3
Coding region: 1-684 (227 amino acids)
Source: RefSeq, a predicted model, not a curated record
AUGAAAUCUUCUGACAGAGGCCUUCAAGAACUUAAGCUUUUCCAUACAAUCGAUCGCAACAUAUAUUCUCGACUCUUGAUGGGGUUAGGUUUUGACCCUAUCCUAUCCAAGUAUAUCGUAGCCCUUUGGCACACGCUUGAAAGACAAAGUAUUGGCCAGAAAUUUAUGGUGAAUACCUUAUUUUUGCACGAUCCAUUCUUCAAUGACUUGGCAAACGAGUCUUUCGAGUUAUUGAAACGUUUGUAUUCAGAUUGCAUUCAUCCUCCAUUCGAGGACAUUGAUAGCCAGUUUCCAAAACUGCGUCUUCUUGUUCCGUUGCAUUUGAUGAAUGGUCUAAUAGUGCAACAAGGGUUUCAAAAUUCAGUUAAUUUGUGCGUUGAUCCUAAUGUUGUUGAGGCUCAACCUUCGUUGCCAGCCCAAGAAGCAUGUGAUGAAAGACCUGAUCGGCACCAGCCUAAUGCUGACAAGAAUGAAAUAACUUUGUUCUUGACCUUCUCAAGGGGCCAUCCUGUUUCAGAAGAAGAACUCAGAGGCUUCUUUACAAGGAAAUUUGGAGAGUGUAUAGAAGCAAUAUGUAUGGGAGCAGAGGAGCGAAAUUCGCAGCCACUGUUUGCUCGUGUUGUUGUUAAGUCUUCCUCAGACAUCACAUCAAAUUCUCAAUUCAUGGGAAAGAUGUUACCGUGA